ACAGCGGUGGAUCACAAUGACUGCGACUGUGUGUUUGUGGGGGUGGUGGGGGUAUUGGGGGUUGGUCCAAGUUUAGAAUUACACCAGUUACGCUGCCCUCAAUCCAUACUUUAAAUAGUCAGAGACGGGCUUCUGAAUCAAUAUUUUUGGACAAAUCAAAGAGGCUGCACUUGGUUAAUUAAACGAAAGACGGCUAACACGUAACUGUCACCUUGGGCCAGCACAAAGCCGGAACAGCACUACACCAGUCACAAAAAUAACCUGUUUUCACCCAACACGAGCACUACUGCAUGCACCCAGGACUGGCUCAAUGGAAAGCAAGCCCCCAGCAGACAUCACCAAUGGGCACAACCAGGCCCUAGAUGUCUGCCCUAAGAACAAGGAGAAGAUGGAGGAUAGAGGGCAGUGGAAUAACAAGGUGGAGUUUGUGCUUUCAGUGGCUGGGGAGAUUAUUGGACUGGGGAAUGUUUGGAGGUUCCCCUACCUCUGCUACAGGAAUGGAGGAGGUGCCUUCUUCAUCCCUUAUCUCAUCUUCCUCUUCACCUGUGGGAUCCCUGUAUUCUUUCUGGAGACGGCACUGGGACAGUACACUAGUGAAGGGGGUGUGACGUCUUGGAGAAAAAUCAGCCCUCUUUUUGAAGGUAUCGGUUAUGCCACCCAGGUGAUUGUCGCCCUGCUUAAUUUCUAUUACAUUAUCGUGCUGGCCUGGGGAAUUUUCUACUUAAGCAACUCAUUUACUUGGGAACUGCCCUGGGCAUCCUGCAACAACACCUGGAACACAGGUUCCUGUGUGGAGUUCCAGAAGAGAAAUGAAACAUACAACUGGACAGCCCCAGCAAACGCCACCUCUCCCGUCAUAGAGUUCUGGGAGAAACGGGUGCUGAGGAUUUCUUCAGGCAUUGACCACAUUGGCAUAUUACACUGGGACCUGGCUCUCUCUCUCUUUUUGGCCUGGGUCAUGUGUUAUUUCUGCAUAUGGAAAGGAGUCAAGUCCACUGGCAAGGUGGUGUACUUCACCGCUACGUUUCCCUACGUUAUGCUGGUGAUCCUGAUGAUCCGAGGGGUGACUCUUCCAGGGGCAGCUGAAGGAAUCAAGUUCUACCUGUACCCAGACCUCAGCCGGCUGGCAGAUCCCCAGGUGUGGAUGGAUGCAGGGACCCAGAUUUUCUUCUCUUUUGCUAUUUGCCUGGGAUGCCUGACAGCUCUUGGUAGCUACAACAAGUACAACAACAACUGCUACAGGGACUGCCUGUGUCUGUGUUUCCUGAACAGUGGGACAAGCUUUAUGGCUGGCUUUGCCAUCUUCUCCAUCCUGGGAUUUAUGGCUUAUGAACAGCAAGUGCCCAUUUCAGAAGUUGCAGAGUCUGGUCCUGGGCUGGCGUUCAUUGCGUACCCACGGGCUGUGUCCAUGAUGCCUUUCUCUUCACUGUGGGCCUGCUGCUUCUUCAUCAUGAUCGUCCUUCUCGGACUCGAUAGUCAGUUUGUGUGUGUGGAGAGCCUGGUGACAGCACUGGUCGACAUGUUUCCCUCUGUGUUCCGCCGCAAAAACAGAAGGGAGCUUCUGAUCCUCGGCAUCUGCGUCAUCUCCUAUUUCAUGGGACUUAUCAUGAUCACGGAGGGUGGAAUGUACGUUUUCCAGCUCUUUGAUUACUAUGCUGCCAGUGGGAUGUGUCUCCUGUUUGUGGCUAUUUUCGAAACAGUUUGCAUAGCUUGGGUUUAUGGUGCUGAUCGUUUCUAUGACAACAUUGAAGACAUGAUUGGUUACAGACCUGCACCUCUCAUCAAGUACUGCUGGAUGUUCUUCACUCCUGCUGUCUGUGCUGGAACCUUUGCCUUCUCCCUCAUCAAGUACACUCCGCUCAAGUACAACAAGACUUACGUGUACCCCUGGUGGGGUUAUGCCCUGGGCUGGCUCCUUGCCCUCUCCUCCAUGGUGUGCAUCCCCCUCUGGAUCAUCUACAAGAUCACUACCAGCAAGGGCACACUGAGAGAGCGUAUCUGCCAUCUGAUAAGACCUUCUGAGGAUCUACCCAAGACCAAGAAAGAGCAGAACCUCUUGGCCAUCUUCGCUUCUGAUAAUGGCUUACAGCAGCAGGACGGGGAACCCAGGGAGGGCUAUGUCUUGGUGACCGACAAGGAGACCAACUGUUAGAACCUCACAAGCUGCUAAGAAUAGAACCCUUCUCGUUUUGAACAGGAACUGAUCUAUUCCACUUUACUUUAUACCUCAGAUGUGACAUCAAAAAAGCAAUUAAGAAUCGUAUUGCACCUGUGAUACUGGAUGUGUUUUUUUUUCCUGACACCUUAGUAUUGAUAAACAAUGUGGAUAUGGCUGCCUGCUGUUUGUUUGUGUGUGUGUGUGUGUGUGUGUAUAUAUAUAUAUAUGGAUGACUUGUGGAUGUGUGGAUGACUUCUGUUUGCUCAGUGUGAUUAGAUUUUGAUCCAUCUUCUCAGAAGCUUGUUUAAUGUCGUCAGGAGCCAUUAUUUGGAUCUUUUACAGUGUUCAUCAAAUUAGUUUUCCAAUUUUAUUUAAAAAGAAAAAAAAUAGGUUUUAAAGAAAGACUGUUGUAUUCUUUCACAUUUACUUGGACUGUCCUAUAAUUAAUAUAAAAAGGCCUGUGCUAUCCCAAGUACUGCAUAUGUAUGGUACAAUCUAGUUCCAAUAUUAAAGCCUAAAAAAAAAAACAGGGGGCGUUACUUUAUUUUUAGGUAUUAAUAAGUUAUAUUAGUACAAUUUAUACUUGUAUAUUACUACUGUUUAUACCCUUUACAACUGCUGUAUUGUAAAGCAGCGGUGCACAAACUUUCUUUAUAUGCCACCCCUCCUUACUUAGCAUACAUUCGAGCUGCUCUCCCAAACGUGCACGCAUCACCACCUGUAAAGAACCACACAUGGAAACUCCUGCAAUGUUAACA
Polyodon spathula (Mississippi paddlefish) is the source of this 2916-nucleotide messenger RNA. RefSeq names its product sodium- and chloride-dependent GABA transporter 2-like. Lineage: Eukaryota; Metazoa; Chordata; Actinopteri; Acipenseriformes; Polyodontidae. Gene Ontology annotation, biological process: sodium ion transmembrane transport. The coding region runs from base 311 to 2152 and encodes 613 amino acids. Gene Ontology annotation, cellular component: membrane. The transcript is spliced from 16 exons. The record is from RefSeq and is a predicted model, not a curated record.